Dermochelys coriacea (leatherback sea turtle) is the source of this 3504-nucleotide messenger RNA. RefSeq names its product TLE family member 2, transcriptional corepressor (gene TLE2). The record is from RefSeq and is a predicted model, not a curated record. NCBI's taxonomy places the organism in Eukaryota, Metazoa, Chordata, Testudines, Dermochelyidae. The transcript has 20 exons. Bases 658 to 2883 code for a protein of 741 amino acids. Gene Ontology annotation, biological process: regulation of DNA-templated transcription; negative regulation of canonical Wnt signaling pathway. Gene Ontology annotation, molecular function: transcription corepressor activity; protein binding. Gene Ontology annotation, cellular component: transcription regulator complex; nucleus.
GUGGGCGUGUGGUGCGGGGAAUCUCUCUCCCAGGCCUUGCCACCCUCUGAGACCUCUCGUGGAUGGGAAGCGUUUCUGACACGGCUCGCAGAGCCAGCGGGCAAAGCCCCCAGUGCCACCUCCUACCGAGAAAGGACCACCUUAAGGAUCCGGUUCGACAGAGUCCCCUGCUCUCCCUUUGCCUUGCCAGGAGGCAGUUUUCAUUCUAGCCAGGGACCACUAUUGAAAUCCGGCCAGAUUUUUACUGACCUUCUGUUCCUGUCUUUUUUUUUUUUUUUUUUUUUUUUUUUGGUGCUUUAAGACAGAUUAUAUUUCCCCCCCAGGCCUCGUGUCCGAUGGGGGGGCCGAGGCAACCCGGCCAAGCACGACCCGCUGGGGAGGAAUUCUCUCUCCCCUUUCACCCGACGGAAAUGUUCUUCGCCCCGGCUGAGCUGUACCCACAACAAUAAAUAAUUGUAUUUAAAAAAAUAAAAAGCCCAUCGGAGGAAGAUUCCAAUAUCCAUCCGUCCAUCCCUCCCGGAGACAGGAUUCUUUGCCCUCUUGUUCUCCUGGAUACCAGCGGCUGUUGGAGAAGUUAAAGAAGAAGCCAGGGUGGGGAGGUUAAAGAGGGUGUUCUCCCUCCUCCGGUGGGCAUCAAGUUUGGGCAAGUCUCCCAGGAUGUACCCACAAGGACGGCACCCUACUCCACUUCAGUCUGGGCAGCCCUUCAAGUUCUCGAUUUUGGAAAUCUGCGAUCGGAUUAAGGAAGAAUUCCAGUUCCUGCAGGCUCAGUAUCACAGCCUGAAGCUGGAAUGUGAGAAGCUGGCGAGCGAGAAGACUGAGAUGCAGAGACAUUAUGUCAUGUACUAUGAAAUGUCCUAUGGGCUGAACAUUGAAAUGCACAAGCAGGCUGAGAUCGUGAAGAGGCUGAGCGCCAUCUGUGCCCAGAUCAUACCGUUCCUGACGCAGGAGCACCAGCAGCAGGUGCUGCAAGCUGUGGAGAGGGCCAAGCAGGUGACCAUGGGGGAACUGAACAGCAUCAUUGGGCAGCAGCAGCUCCAGCACCUCUCCCAUCAUGCACCUCCCAUCCCGCUCACCCCACACCCCUCGGGCAUGCAGUCUUCCAGCCUGGCCAGCGCCUCGGGACUCCUGGCCCUGUCGGGGGCACUGGUGGCCCAGUCUCAGCUUGCCGCAAAGGAGGACAGGGGGGCUCAGGAUGCCGAGAAUAACAGAGAGCGCACGCCAAGCCGGAGCAUUUCUGCCUCCCCUCCAGAGAGCCUGCAGGGUGAGGAGCGGCCGGGUGGCACAGGGCUCAAGCGGAAACGGGAGGAGAAGGACACGCCAGGACAUUAUCAGGACAGCGACGGGGAUAAGAGUGAUUAUAACCUAGUAGUGGAUGAGGACCCGCCCUCUGAGCCCAGCAGCCCUGCCCACGCACCCAGCACUAAGCUCCCGCCCGCCCGCAGGGACAUGCCUGAAAGCCCAGCCUCCCUGGCCUCCAGCCGGAGCACAACGCCCCUCAAAUUGAAGGACCAGAGCCUGAAUGAUGCCUCAGCCAACACUCCCACCUCCAAGUCCUCCAGCUCCUCUCCUCCACGGGACUCCCUUACGCCUGGCCCUGGGCCAAGCUCGGCCUCCCAUCUCCGGCAACUCUCCUCCAAGCCGCCUGCCACGGACACCAUCACUCUGCGCAGCCCCCUGAGCGUGCCCAGCACCUACGCGUCUUCAUUCGGGAUGGUGCCCCACGCCACCAUCAAUGGCGAGCUCGCUGCCCCCAGCACCUACGUGAGCAUCCACCUCUCUCCGCAAGUCAGCGGCACGGUGAUGUACGGACGGUCCCCUCUGGUGGCUUUUGAGUCUCACCCUCACCUGAGGGCUUCCACCAUCUCCUCCUCUCUGCCGGCCAUCCCUGGGGGGAAACCCGCCUACUCCUUCCACGUGAGCGCCGAUGGGCAGAUGCAGCCAGUCCCCUUCCCUCCCGAUGCCCUUAUCGGCACCGGCAUCCCCCGGCACGCCCGCCAGCUCCACACCCUGACCCACGGCGAGGUGGUCUGCGCCGUCACCAUCAGCAACUCCACCCAGCAUGUCUACACAGGGGGCAAGGGCUGCGUGAAGGUGUGGGACGUGGGGCAGCCUGGGACCAAGUCCCCCGUGGCGCAGCUGGACUGCCUGAACCGCGACAACUACAUCCGCUCCUGCAAGCUCCUCCCGGACGGGCGCAGCCUCAUCGUGGGGGGCGAGGCCAGCACCUUGUCCAUCUGGGACCUGGCCGCGCCCACCCCCCGCAUCAAGGCGGAACUGACCUCCUCGGCGCCUGCCUGCUACGCCCUGGCCAUCAGCCCCGACGCCAAGGUCUGCUUCUCCUGCUGCAGCGACGGCAACAUCGUGGUGUGGGACCUGCAGAACCAGACGAUGGUCAGGCAGUUCCAGGGACACACGGACGGCGCCAGCUGCAUCGAUAUCUCCAACUACGGCACCAAGCUGUGGACAGGGGGGCUGGAUAACACGGUGCGGUGCUGGGACCUGCGGGAGGGGCGCCAGCUGCAGCAGCAUGACUUCAGCUCCCAGAUCUUCUCGCUGGGCUACUGUCCCUCGGGGGAGUGGCUGGCCGUCGGCAUGGAGAGCAGCAACGUGGAGAUCCUGCACGUGGCCAAGCCGGAGAAGUACCAGCUCCACCUCCACGAGAGCUGCGUCCUCUCCCUCAAAUUCGCCUCCUGCGGUAAAUGGUUCGUGAGCACAGGGAAGGACAACCUGCUGAAUGCCUGGAGGACGCCCUACGGAGCCAGCAUCUUUCAGUCCAAAGAGUCCUCGUCGGUGCUAAGCUGUGACAUCUCGAUCAAUGACAAGUUCAUCGUCACAGGCUCCGGCGACAAGAAAGCCACCGUCUACGAAGUGGUGUACUGAAGCGUGCGUGGGCGGGGGCGCUCCUCCCCCCUCUGCCUGCAAAAGCCGGCAACACUGCCUUGGAGCUGCCGGGACCGAGCUGUACCGGGACCAAAACCAGCGCUACCCAGGGCAGUCUUUCCAACCAAUCGCCGGGGCCUCAGGAUGCGACGAGCGCCAGGAGCAGGCUCCCCACCGCUUCAGCUGCCGAGCCUCGCGCCGUCGUUCCCGGCUCGGAGAUGGGCCUUGUCUGAGUGCAACGCUCCCUCCACACGCAAACAGGUGCAGGCGGAUGGAGACACGAGACGCCUCGCUUCCUUUCGGCAUUUUCCACGCUUCCUCCCUGGGCCAGGUGUGGGGGAGUUAGGACUAGCCGGGAUCUGACCCACGCGGGGGUUUGGCUGGAGAGGCAGGGCCCGAUGGGCUUCCCAGCUAGGGGACUAGCAAUGGCCGGAUCCCAAGGCCCGGAGGGGAGUUGCUACAGGUGCAAGUGAUGCUGUUAUCACUCAGUGAGCAAAGGGGCUGGGGCCUGGCCCUUCUCCCACAUUAUUGCUACUGAUUUAAUGACGCCAAUUUUCUGUUGAGAAAACAGCUGUAAUUUCUCCUCAGUAAAUAAAUGUAUUUAACAGGCUGUAGUUUCAA